AUGAGGACGCCUACGAGAUCUCUCAGCUUCCUCUUCCUCCUCGCUACCUCUGCCCAAGGUGCACCGACAAAAGAAGUUCAUGCAGACAUUGAGGAAGAAUGCAGCAGGGUCCAAGUAGCGAUCCUCGGCGCUGGCCUCGCUGGAAUCACUGCCGCCAAGGUAUUAGAUGAUGCAGGCAUCAAGAACUUCACAAUUGUUGAGUACAACGACCGAAUCGGCGGGCAAGAAAACCCAAUCCUGACUUUGGUCAAAAAGUACAACCUGACCAAUACACCCUCCGACUUCUCCAAUCUAACUGUCUUUGAUGAGACCGGUCAAGUGCACCCUGGCAGGUUAUCAGAAAGGUUCAAAGAGAUUCAAUCGCUGUACGAUAACGCCACUGAAGAGUAUCAGUACGACGCCGGUGAAAUAAUUCUUCAGAAUCAGCAAGACCGCAGUGCCCGUGCCGGCCUCGCUAUCGCCAACUGGAAGCCGGGCAGCGAACCGCUAGCCCAAGCGAUCGAGUGGUCUUCGAUUGAUUUCGAAUAUGCCAACCCUCCGGAGAAGACGUCUCAGCAGUACUCGGUCGUCAACACCAACACAUCCUUCCAACGUUGGGCGGAUGAAAACAACCUUGUACACGAUGCCCGAGGAUUUGCCACCUUCUUCAAGGAGGAAGCCAAAUUGUUCCUGGACGAGAAAUCCGUCACGGUGUACAACGAAGACGGCAGCUGCAUCACUGCCGAUCACGCCAUCUGCACGUUCUCGCUAGGCGUCUUGCAGAAGGAGGUAGUCAGUUUCUCGCCAGAGUUGCCACGUUGGAAACGCACUGCCAUCCAGUCUAUGACCAUGGGAACUUACAAGAAAAUAUUCAUGCAGUUCAAGCCAGAAGAUGUAUUCUGGGACAAGAGCACUCAAUUCUUCUUGUACGCCGAUCCAGUCCAGCGGGGUUACUAUCCUUAUUUUCAGUCCCUGGACCACAAAGACUUUGUGGACGGCUCGGGCAUCCUCUUUGUCACCGUGGUCGACCAGCAAUCCUACGUUGUGGAGGCUCAAGACUUUGAUACAACCAAGAGCCAGAUCAUGGAAGUUCUGAGGGAUAUGUUCCAGCGGGAGAUUCCUGAUCCCAUUGACUUUUACCAUCACGACUGGACUCGCGAGCCUUGGGCGUACGGAUCAUACUCGAAUUGGCCGCCGGGUAUGACAUUGGAGAUGCAUCAAAACAUCCGUGCCAAUCUCGGGAAUCUGUGGUUCGCCGGCGAGGCCACUCAUCCACAAUACUUUGGGUUCUUGCAAGGCGCGUAUUACGAGGGGAUGAGCGCGGGCGAGGCUGUUGUAGGCUGCAUUAAGAACAAGGAGGAUUGUGUCAGGGGGGUUUCGUACGAGGUGCUGAAUGGAACGACUACUACUGACAAGUAUUCAAAGAUCAAUGGGUGGAGUACCAAAACAUUCGUUAAAGAGCUUGGUAUAAACAUUAAGAGUUGA
Molecule: messenger RNA, 1464 nt
Organism: Colletotrichum chrysophilum
Lineage: Eukaryota; Fungi; Ascomycota; Sordariomycetes; Glomerellales; Glomerellaceae
Exons: 3
Coding region: 1-1464 (487 amino acids)
Molecular function (GO): oxidoreductase activity
Source: RefSeq, a predicted model, not a curated record